Molecule: messenger RNA, 609 nt
Organism: Prunus mume (Japanese apricot)
Lineage: Eukaryota; Viridiplantae; Streptophyta; Magnoliopsida; Rosales; Rosaceae
Source: RefSeq, a predicted model, not a curated record
UGAAAUACGUUAGUAAAGACUUUCUUCUUUCCCCCUAUAUAUAUGGAGAAGCACGGAGACAACCAUAUAUCAAUAAUUAAAUCCUAAACAAUUGUGCCUCUUCUCUUCAUUGGAUCGUGUUCAUCUAUUAACAUGCAAGGCCACGGAAGGUGCUUCAAACUCUUUCUUGCAUUUUCUCUGCUUUUGCUAAAAUACGCCCAAGGAGGAGAGGUGGACCACAGUCAGAGGGAUACUAACGUGACCGGGAGCUGCAUAGAGAAGGAAAGGCACGCACUCCUUGCAUUCAAGCGUGGCCUGGUGGAUGAUUACAAUCUCCUCUCUUCAUGGGGUUCAGAAGCACAAAAACAAGAUUGUUGCAGAUGGGUGGGAGUCUCUUGUAGCAACCAAACUGGCCAUGUUCUUCAACUUGAUCUUUCAUGCGAAGUUAUCGGCGAAGAUUAUUAUUUGCAAGAUUUCUCCAUGAACAGCAUCUCUGGAAGUAUACCCAAAUGCCUCACCAAUUUGAUUGCUCUGGCUCAGAAAGAAAAUCCAAGUCUGAACAUCUCACAUGUUUAUAAAAUUUCUACUGAUCAACAUUCAUUUACUGGAGCUGACUAUGAGGAUGAUUCU